This is a messenger RNA of Ilex paraguariensis (yerba mate), 690 nucleotides long. Lineage: Eukaryota; Viridiplantae; Streptophyta; Magnoliopsida; Aquifoliales; Aquifoliaceae. The record is from the annotation of a GenBank genome assembly.
AUGGUAGAAUUGACAGCUGUUAGUUCUUCUGUCAUCAAUCCUGACACCAAAGCAAGUGCAAGUGCAAGUGAAUCUGAAGAUGACAACGAAAGAGCCGACGCUGCAGAGGAAGAUACGGAGGAUGAAGACCACACUUUCUUUGAUACCCGUGAUUUUCUCUCAUCAAGUUCUUUCAAAAGCAAUGGGUCUGACAUUCGGACAUCGUCUUUUUCAUCUGAUGAUGAUGGAUUGUAUGCAUUUGAAUCAGAAGAUGGAAUGGACCCUUCCAUUACAUCUGCUGUAACUAAAUUCCCUUAUGUUAAGUGUCGCAAGAAAUUGCCUGAACCUGUUGAAAAAGAGAAGCGAGUUAGUCUUUGGUCAAUGAUUAAGGAUAAUAUUGGGAAGGACCUUACAAAAGUUUGUCUUCCUGUGUACUUUAAUGAACCUCUCUCUUCUCUGCAAAAAUGCUAUGAAGAUUUGGAGUACUCUUAUCUUAUUGACAGGGCAUAUGCAUGGGGAAAAGAGGGUAACAGCCUUAUGAGGAUUCUAAACGUAGCAGCAUUUGCAGUAUCUGGAUAUGCUUCUACUGAAGGAAGAAAUUGCAAAUCAUUUAAUCCAUUACUGGGGGAGACUUAUGAGGCUGACUUUCCAGAUAAAGGUCUUCGAUUUUUCUCCGAGAAGGUGCCGUUUUGCACUGGAAGCAAUUUUUAA